AUGAGUGCUUCGGGUAGUCUGGCUGACCAGACCGUUGUUCAUGCAUACCGUCACCUCUAUCGACAGGGGCUAAGAACCAUCAGAUAUGCCACUCCCGGCCGCCACGUUCUCCGUUCAACAUUGCGGACUUCCUUUCGCUCGACUCCACGCGAUGAGUUUGAUCCGUUGAAGAUCGCCAAUACUCUCCGCUUUCUCGAACGUGCCGCUGACGCCACGGGCUUCGAGCAUAAGAUCGUGAAGAACCUACUAUUUGCUAGGUAUUGGAAAAUGCCCAGUUUUGCUAAAGAGUCACGCACGCUACGGGCUCUGGGAAUCGGUAGACUGGAGACCCGAUUCCGCAAAAUUGCAUACCAGCAGUAUCAUUCGACCCUCGAGCGUCUUAAUGAGAGUCUAGGGACAUGUCUGAAAUGA
Molecule: messenger RNA, 411 nt
Organism: Penicillium maclennaniae
Lineage: Eukaryota; Fungi; Ascomycota; Eurotiomycetes; Eurotiales; Aspergillaceae
Exons: 2
Coding region: 1-411 (136 amino acids)
Source: RefSeq, a predicted model, not a curated record